CAUUUUCUCCACUUUUUCUUCUUUUAGUCUCUUUCUUACUUAUCAGUUACCACAAAAAAAGUCCAAUCCAAACCUCUUUAGAACACUCCCUUGGAUUUCAAACAGAUAGAACAGACACAGCAUAUUAUAUAGAUAAAAACUCUCUUUCCACCCUUAUCCAUUGUCCACCAUUACCGCCAUUAUCGCCAUCAUCACUAUGUAGAAGAAGAGGUCAAACAACCUCUCUACUACUACUCAACUCUAAAACACCACCAAAUGCAAGAAACCCAAAUCUUCUCCUCCAUUUCCAUUUCCAUUUCCAUUUCAAACACCAGAGCUACCAUUUCUUCUAACCCUUCCAGACCCCAUCUCCCUCUCCCUCCAAACCAUGAUUUUCCCUCACUUUCUCACCCCAAAAACCCCCGUUUUCCCUCCCUUUCCACCAAAACAAACACCACUCUUCCUCCCCCUUCAAAACCCACUUCAUCAUCUUCAGACUUUGAACAGAAAAUGCUUUAUUUGGACUCAAUAGGCAUCGACUUCCUCUCUCUUAUCGAAGACCACCCACCGAUUUUAACCUUCCCACUCUCCGACAUGAAAUCCACCGUCGAUUUCGUCGUCUCAACCGUCGGAUUCACAGCUAUCGAGUUUCGCCGCGUCGUGGGUAUGUGCCCUGAUGUUUUAUCCUCGAGGGUCUCCGACGUCGUCCCAGUAUUCACCUUCCUCACACGCGAGGCCCGUGUCAACGGCUCCGAUCUCAAAAGGGUUAUCAACCGACGGCCCAGAUUGCUCGGUUGUAGUGUCAAGAACAGGCUCAGACCCACUCUCUACUUUCUCCAGAGCAUUGGAAUAGCCGAGGUAAACAAACACACUGACUUGCUUUCCUGUUCCGUCGAGGAAAAAUUCUUGCCCAGAAUCGAGUAUUUGGAGAAGAUUGGAUUUUCUCACCGUGACGCGGUGUCCAUGUUUAGGAGGUUUCCUCAGCUGUUUUGUUACAGUAUUAAAGAGAAUUUUGAACCCAAAUUUGAUUACUUUGUGGUUGAAAUGGGGAGAGAGUUGAGGGAGUUGAAGGAGUUUCCACAAUACUUCUCUUUCAGCUUGGAUAAGAGGAUUAAGCCUAGACACCAGAGUUGUGUAGAGAAAGGUGUGUGUUUUCCUUUGCCUAUAUUGUUAAAGACAAGCAAUGCCAGAUUCAGAGAUAGGUUGGAAGUUUGUUGUAACACUUCCUUGCCUUUUAAAUCAUCUCCUUUGUGGUGUACAGAUUGUGAUAUUCAUUCAAUAUAAACUGGAAUUAAUAAAAAAGAAGAAGAAAAAUGCAAAUUGUAUAAA
This is a messenger RNA of Cannabis sativa, 1308 nucleotides long. RefSeq names its product transcription termination factor MTEF1, chloroplastic. NCBI's taxonomy places the organism in Eukaryota, Viridiplantae, Streptophyta, Magnoliopsida, Rosales, Cannabaceae. Gene Ontology annotation, molecular function: double-stranded DNA binding. The record is from RefSeq and is a predicted model, not a curated record. The coding region runs from base 256 to 1263 and encodes 335 amino acids. The transcript has a single exon. Gene Ontology annotation, biological process: regulation of DNA-templated transcription.